Messenger RNA from Alligator mississippiensis (American alligator), 5212 nucleotides. RefSeq names its product F-box and leucine rich repeat protein 13 (gene FBXL13). Gene Ontology annotation, biological process: SCF-dependent proteasomal ubiquitin-dependent protein catabolic process. Lineage: Eukaryota; Metazoa; Chordata; Crocodylia; Alligatoridae. The record is from RefSeq and is a predicted model, not a curated record. The transcript has 21 exons. Bases 49 to 2496 code for a protein of 815 amino acids. Gene Ontology annotation, cellular component: SCF ubiquitin ligase complex. Gene Ontology annotation, molecular function: protein binding.
CGGGCAACGGGCGGCCGCGGUGAGGGCCCGGCCCGGCCCGACCCGGCCAUGUCGUCCCUGCGCGGCGCCGACCCCGCGCUCCGCGGGUACUUCCAGCGCCACGGGCUGCCCGACGUCUACGAGGCUCUGCUAUGUGGUAUAUUUAUUAUGUGUCCAGAAGAUCCACUUAAAUUUUUAGAAGAAAAGAUCAGAGAAAUAAUGGAAAAAGGAUUAGAUGGUAUUUUAUGGGAUAUGUGUAUUGAUCCAUCCUUAAAGCUAGAAUUAAAGAGGAUUUCGGAAACUUAUCUGCACAUCAUUUUUGGACUAAAUGAUAAACAGCUGAUGACUGAAGAGUUAUGUGGCAAGGCAUGGAACUUUCACACCAGAAACUUAAAGAAUAUGUGUUUUCAAGCAUGGAUGCAGUAUUGUCUUUUGAAAAAAGAAGCUAGAAGAGAUGCAGAGCAGAACAUGGCUCUUGCAGCAGUUCACUAUAACUCCAGAAUAAUAAAAGUUAUUGUACAGAAAUGGAGUGGUUGGGUUCGGUUUCACAAGGAACAAAUGGCAUUGGCAGUCAGGAAAAUACAAUGGGUCUUUAAUGUUAAGUUGCUCAGAAUUAUCUUAAAGGCAUGGCAUGCAGAAGCGCAAAGUUCCGCAAAAACAAAAGCUUACUUUGAGCAAUUGGAAAAGGAAGACCAGGAAGAAUCUUUUGAUUUACAUCAUUGUUUCUCUUUAGAACUAAUCAAAGAGAAAACAGCAACCUCAAGAAUAGUCAACUAUGAAAAGUCAAAUUUACCAGAAAGAACAUUAUUACAGAUUUUUCACUACACAGACUUAAUUGAUCUGGCAAGGUGUGCUCAAGUUAGCCGAACCUGGAUGUCAGUAACACAAAAUAGUUCAUUAUGGAGUGAUAUUGAUUUUUCUGCAGUAAAACACAAGAUUCAAGACAAAACAGUAGUUAAUAUUUUGCAGAAGUGGCGUACUUACGUGUUACGUUUGAAUCUUCGUGGUUGUUCUUCUCUUCACUGGCCCAGCUUUAAAAGUAUUGGUGAAUGUAAAAAUUUGCAGGACAUAAAUCUCUCUGAAUGCCGGGAAUUAAAUGACGAAUCAAUGAGACUUAUCUCAGAAGGGUGUUCAGCUCUCCUAUAUUUAAAUUUGUCAUACACUGAUAUUACCAACGGGACACUAAGAGUUUUGUCAAGGAACUUCCCCAAUUUACAGCAUUUGAGUUUAGCUUACUGCAGAAAAUUCACAGACAAAGGUUUACGGUACCUGGCCUCCGGGAAAGGAUGUCACAAGCUCAUCUAUUUGGACCUUUCAGGUUGCAUUCAGAUCUCUUGUGAUGGCUUCAGAUAUAUUGCCAGUGGUUGCAAUAAAAUCCAGCACUUGAUAAUCAAUGAUAUGCCAACUCUUACAGACAGAUGUAUUCAAGCUUUGGUUGAAAAAUGUCAACAGAUUACAUCUGUUGUCUUUCUUGACUCCCCUCAUCUCUCUGACACAGCUUUUAAAGCCCUUGCUGAGUGUAAACUUGUCAAGGUCCGAAUUGAAGGGAAUAAUCGGAUUACUGAUUUGAGCUUCAAACUGAUGAGCAAAUCCUGCCCGUACAUCAAGCACAUUUAUAUGGCUGAUUGCCAGAAGAUUACCGAUGUUGGUCUUAAGAUAAUUUCAUCUUUGAAGUAUAUUCUUGUAUUGAAUUUAGCUGACUGUAUAAGAAUCAGUGAUGCUGGUGUAAAACCAUUUUUAGAAGGCUCCUCAGGCGCAAAGCUAAGAGAGUUGAACUUGACUAAUUGCUUCCAAGUCACUGAUGUCUCUGUUGUGAAAAUAGCCCAAAGGUGCCAUAAUCUGAACUACCUGAAUCUGCGAUAUUGUGAAAAUGUGACUGAUAUUGGCAUUGAGGCUUUAGGAAAUAUGUUGUCAUUGAUAUCCAUGGAUAUUUCUGGAACCAACAUCUCAGAUAUGGGCUUGGGAGCCCUUGGCAACAGUGGAAGAAUGAAGGAACUUUCUGUAUCAGAAUGUAAGAAGAUCACUGAUAUCGGGAUUCAGAAGUUCUGCCAAGGUGUGACAGAUCUACAAUACUUCAACGUCUCUUACUGCCCUCAACUGACAAAUGAAACUGCUAAAGCUCUGGCAUUGUACUGCCACAACCUUACGUCCCUCAACUUAGCUGGCUGUCCCAAGAUGACCGACUUGGGUAUUCAGUAUUUGUCUAAAGUCUGCCAUUACCUCCACUUCUUGGACAUCUCAGGCUGUAUAUGUCUUACUGACAAAGUACUGAAUUAUCUUUGGAAAGGGUGUACACAGCUCCGGAUUUUGAAGAUGUUGUACUGCCGAAAUAUUACCAAACAAGCUGUUCUGAAAUACUCAGCCAGGCUAGAGAAGCAAGAAUACAGCAAUGCUGAACCUCCUUCAUGGUUUGGGUAUAAUAAGCCUAGUACUGUGGUCAAGCCCCAGAAGAAACACACAACAGGACCUGAAAAAGCAAAAUUGUGGCCUCGGAAUGAAAAUGAAGAAGCUGCAUAAUAUCUUUUAUAUUUUAACCAUACUUUUUUUUUUUUUUUUUUUUUUUUUAAGGGAAUAGUCAUUUAAUAAAAGGAGUUCUUUCUAGUUGAACUGGUAAGAGUUAGUGCAAGUCAAGUCUUUGUAGCAGAAUAGUUGAGGCCUUCAUUUUAGGGCUGUCAACUAAACACUGUUAACAAGCACAAUUAAUAUAUUAAUUUGUUUUUGCAUUAAUUUUUUUAACAUGUUAAUUGCUACUGCUGGGUCCUGUGUACUGGGGGAAAAGUGGCCCAUCCCCUUCGCUGCUGCGCGCGCACACACACACACACACACACACACACACACACACACCCCCCCCCCCCCACCAAGCAGUCAGGCAGGGUCCUGGAAGCAGACUUGGCAGUGCAAUGCAGGUAAAUGUAUGGGGAGGGCAGGUGUUGAGGACAAUUUAGGGCGGGGAGGGGAGGGGAGGGGGGCAGGUGCCUGCUGGCCCUAGAGGAAGCUAUCCAGGCACUGGGUCUAUGGUAGGGCAGAUUGAAGUGCCCUUUGAGGGUUGUGGGGAGUUCCAGCAUUGGAGCUGGUGCCCCAUGCUUGCAGGGGCCAGGCAGCCCCAGGUGAUGCUGUUGAGGGGAGCAAGGGGCUGUGGGGUCAGGAGUACAGGGCACCAGCAGUGCCAGGGGAGUGUGAGUCAGGGUCAGGAGCGAGGGGCACCAGCAGUGCCAGUGGGUGGGGGUUGGGAAUGAGGUGUGCCCCCACCACAUGUCCUCGUUUUUGGAAAUGAAAAUAUGCUAACCCUGGUGUUGACCCUUUUCACAUACUGUACUUAAUCACUAGGCAGAAAUUAGCAGUUCUACUCUGUUCUUCUGGCAGUGAGUAAGUAAAUAGCAGAAAGAUAUAAUGGAACAAAGCAAAAUUUGGGUGUCUUGAAUAGGAAGAUUAUUUAUAAAAAAAAAAACUUGCGGACGGUUCUGUGGAUAAAAAGACUUAUCUAUAGCUAUUGCAAGGCUGAACUCCAAUAGAAUUGAAGCACCUCAAGUCUGCAGUACUACCUACGCGCUAAACAUGCUUUUGGCGCCAUUCCUCUUGCUACAGAUAAUCCAAUGACAGCAAAUGAAUCCUGCGAGCUGAGACACAGUACACUUACUGAGUUUCAGAAUCACCGCAAGCCCAUGGAUAAAAUGAAGUACAACAGCUUAACCAAUGCUACUGCAAAAUGAACAGCUGUGUACUGCAGACCACUCAACAUUGUAAAUGACAGAGGGCUGAUAGAGGUUAUUCAAAUUGCAUAUUUUAAUCAGUCAAACCUUGCCCUUCCGAGGAACCAGUGCAUCACAAAUACAUGACCUGUAUCACAACAAGAAGGCUACUAAUUUGGAGCUGGAGCUGUUGAAAAAUGCACAAGAUGUUGCUUUGAGUGGUGAUCACUGGACAUCCUUGAGUAAUCACAGUUAUCUUGGAGUCAUGACACACCUGACUGAUGCUGAAUGGACACUGCAGUCAUUUACUUUAACAGUAACACAUAUCAGAGACAUUAUGCUGAAACGCGCAGAGAGUUUCUUGGAUGUUACAAAAGAAUGGAAUAUUCAAGAAAAGGUAACAGCAAUUAGCACUAACAGUGCACAUAAUCUGAUAGCAGCAGCCAGUCCCUUGCCUUUUGAACACAUGAUGAGCAUCGCUCACAGUCUGCAGUGAUCCAUCACAGUACUGCUCAGUGCUGGUGGUUUUGAAAAUGUGAUGGCAAAAUGUAGAAAAAUUGUGGACCAUUUCAAACACAGUCCAGGUUAACAGCGCAGAGCUAAACACACAACAAGCUGCAAAUGGGACAGAAACAAGAACCUCUCAGACAAGAUAUUUCUACCAGACAGAAUUCCACAUUGAGUGUGGUUCAGCACCUGGUAAGAAAUAAAGCUGCUAUCACAACCAUGUUAGCUCUUCAAAAGCACAAUCUAUCAGUGCUCCCAGGUAGUGAUUCUGGAAAACUGCAAAAGCUAGAAACACUACUUAAGUCCUGCAGGUUUAUGACUGAACUCUUUUGAGGAGAACUGUAUGUCUCCUCCUCCGUGAUUUUACCUGCAGUCUACUAUGUAUUUCAUGUUAUUGCAGUCUUGGAUGACAAUCCAGCAUGUGUUGCUCAAUUUAAGAACGCUUUCACUGCAGAUUUAACAAACUGCAAAGAGGGUAGCAAUAUGAGAUUUCUAAAUUAGCUAUAGCACUCAACCCAAGGUUUAAGAAUCUGAAGUCUGAGAGAGGAACGAGGUGUGGAACAUGCUGGCAGAAGUCUUAAAAGAGCAGCACUCUGACAUGGAAACUACAGAACCCGAACCACCACGGAAAAAUCAGCCUUCUGUUGGUGGCAUCUGACUCGGAUGAUGAAAAUGAAGGUGUGCUGGUCCGCACUGCUUUGGAUCAUUAUAAAGCAGAACCUGCAAUGCCUCCAUGGUGAUGACCUCUGCUAUGGUGCUUGAAGCAUGAAGGGGCUUAUGAAAGUUUAGCACAUCUAGCACAUAAGUACCUUGCAACGCGGGCUACAACAGUGCUGUGCGAAUGACUGUUCUUGCUUUCAGGUGACAUUGUAAAUAAGAAGCAUGCAGCAUUAUCUCCCGAGAACAUAAACCAACUUGUUUGUCUAAGUGAUUGGCUGAAAUCAGCAAGGUUCAUUGAAAAAUACUAUUUCUUUUGUUUACCAUUUUUACAGUGCAAUUAUUUCUAAUAAAAAUAAUAAUAAAAAGUGAGGACUGUA